This is a messenger RNA of Corvus hawaiiensis (hawaiian crow), 4833 nucleotides long. It is a transcript of the gene EIF1B, whose product is annotated as eukaryotic translation initiation factor 1B. The transcript is spliced from 4 exons. Gene Ontology annotation, molecular function: translation initiation factor activity; ribosomal small subunit binding; RNA binding. Gene Ontology annotation, biological process: translational initiation. NCBI's taxonomy places the organism in Eukaryota, Metazoa, Chordata, Aves, Passeriformes, Corvidae. Gene Ontology annotation, cellular component: eukaryotic 43S preinitiation complex. The coding region runs from base 239 to 580 and encodes 113 amino acids. The record is from RefSeq and is a predicted model, not a curated record.
AGGGGCGGGGGGUCCUUCCCUCCCUCCACGUUUUAUUUCCCUUUGCGCUUCCUCCUCCUUUUACUCCUUCCUCUCGCUCUCGCACUCCCUCUCGGGUUCGCUCCCCGCGUCCCUCUGCUUUUGUUACGCCUCCCCUCGCUCCCUCCCGCUCCCCGCCCCCGCGUGGCACUGCGGAGCCGGAGACGUGACCCGAGCGGACUCGCUUCCCCGCAGCUCCAGCCUCUCGCCGCAGAGUCGCAUGUCCUCGAUCCAGAACCUCCAAUCCUUCGACCCCUUUGCUGAUGCAACAAAGGGCGACGACUUACUCCCGGCGGGGACUGAGGAUUACAUUCAUAUAAGGAUCCAGCAACGAAACGGAAGAAAGACACUAACAACUGUUCAGGGCAUUGCAGAUGAUUAUGACAAGAAGAAACUUGUGAAAGCUUUCAAAAAGAAAUUUGCUUGUAAUGGCACUGUGAUUGAGCAUCCUGAAUACGGUGAAGUUAUCCAGCUGCAAGGUGACCAGAGGAAGAACAUUUGCCAAUUCCUUUUGGAGAUUGGCAUUGUCAAGGAAGAACAACUGAAAGUUCAUGGUUUCUAACAUAUCUGUACUCUUAUGAAGAACCCUGCAGUAUUGGUCUUACCUAUCCUGGCUCUUCUGUGAAAAUGAAUCUUUGCAGUGAAUGGACUUCCCUCUUACCUGAACAUUUACAAUUUGAUUCAGAUUUGCAUGACUGCAUGAAACAGGUGGUGUGUAGACUAGAAACACAUAAGAAAACUUCAGUAAGAUGGUAAUGAAGACACUUGUGAACUUUAACACAUUUCCAAUGGAAAUGUAUUAGUGAGGAUUGUUCAGUUUAGUAUUCUCCACCUGAGUUAAAUGUGAGUUUUAUUCAAAUAGCGUGUGUUGUUGCUUAAAAAUAAAAGUUUAUUCAUAUAAUUUCUGGGAUAUUUGAAAUGCUUUAGCCUAAGUUUUAAACUAGCACUGCAGCGUUGCUGAAGAGUGGCUGAACUGCUUUGUGGCAAGUGUAGCUCACUGCUGAUUGAAGAAAUUGGAAAAUCUACAUGAUUAAGUACUAGCCGAUUAAUCAGUAGAUUAGCUUGAUGUGAUCUUACCCUGUAGCUGUAAGACUAGAGCUUUAAAGCCUGUAGUGCAGGUGUGUCUUAGUAGCAGUAUAAUAAGACAUCAGUUGUUUGCUGUGUAAGUAACUAGAUCUUCUCUAAAAUUUAUUGCAGUGACUAUGAGGUAUUAGUAUGAAGCAAAGUUGGACUAAAGCAAGCUGAGCUUCUCAAGACAAAACAUUUGGGCAAAAGCCCCAAAACAUUUAAAGGAAGUGGAUAGGAGAUAUUGUAUCUCCUCUGUCAUUGAGUGAGGGGAAAAGACAUUGCUUUGGCUUCUGCCAUGACUGUGCAUUUAAAGUUGGCGAGCAGAGUGCUUGAAUGAGCUGGUAGUGUUAGCUGCAGGAGUAGGGAAGGGAACAGGCUCUACACUAACCUUUUCCUUGUUAUGAAAAGUUUUCCUGGGAGUAAUGGUUGACAUGGAGGGUUUUGUAGUAAUGUUUGGGUGUUACUACAAAAAGCUCAUUUGGUUUGCUUUUCUAGAAGGCAAUUCAUUCACAGCAUUACUGGAAGUUACAAAACAUUUGUUCCACCAUGCUUUUAAGUUAGGUUUAGUUAGAAUACCAAAUGCCUACAGCUGCUUGUAGGAUAUGUCUCAUGAAGAAUGAAAUCAGUUCAUUUGGUGAAACAAGCAGACAUUGUCUUCCUUUUGAGGUAGACAUGGAAAUUUUUUUCUGAAACAAUUCAAAACAUGCUGAGCUGCAAAACCAUAACAAUAGUGGGAAAUGUUUAAAAAACUUCAUGUGAUAUCGUGUAUUCUCUGGAAAGAAAGAAAAAGAUGUUUCUUUGCUGCUAAGACUUAAUAAUAACUUAGCCAGAAAAAAAAAUUGAUGAAAUUGAUAAAAUAAUUGUUUAUUACCUAAGUAAACAUCAAGAAUAGGCAAAACGGUAUUAUUUAAUAUCACAUGUACCUGUACUUUAUUUCCUAUUCGUAUUUACCUUUCUAUACAGAAAUGUUUAAUUUAAAUUCAUUUGACCUGUUUUUUUUUUUUUUUUUUUUUUAGAUUUUUGAGUUCAGAAAUGAACCCUUAAGGCACUAGCAACUAUUAGGGGAGCGUUAUAUGACAAUUUCUGUCUCCGUCUGGUCUAGACAAUUCCACUUGUAAAAAUCCAGUCUCUCAAUCUCCACAAAUUCUGCCUGAUGUUACAGAUCUUAACUGUUCCAGAGAAAGGAUGUUCCUGAAGACUGUAUAUUAUUAAGGUGCAAUACUUUCAGGAGGAGGGAAUGCCAAAUGCAAAAUACCCACAUACCAAAUGGAAAUCCAAGAAUAAAUCUUACGCAAGUAUUGCAGAUGAGCAGAAUAAAAUCAUUCUACUGCAAGUUUACUAGUCCUGGUUCUUAAGUGCUAAAGUAAUCAGUGUUUUGGGGGUACAUAGCAAUUAGUGAUUUUCAUUUUAUCACAUGCCAGAAAAACUGAUGUUCUCAUUUAAAGCUUGUACUCCUGCCCAACAGGAAAAACAAGCAGUAUCUUCUAUUUUGCUGAUAUUAUACAAGUAAUUCUGGUGGGCUUUGAAUUGAAUAUUAACAAAUGACUAGCAGGUCUUGUGUUACUGAGUCAGUCUUCAUUUCAGAUGGCAUUCCAUUAACUUUUACUACCUAAGCUUGAGUCAUUUCUCCAUAGUCAUUCUGCUUGGAAUAAAUAAGAAAAAUCUUUGGGUUUCUUCUGCCUCAUUUAAAAAUCCUUUCUAAUAGGAGGAACCUUGCAGUUGAUAGGUGGCUUGAGUGGAGAUGCUUGUGUUUUGACCUUUGAAGGGCAAAAUUAUAAGGAGGUGGAAUAAGAUGUAACACAUUUGAAGUUUUCAAGAGGUGAGAUUUGUUGUGGCAACAAACCAUUUAAUGUUUCUAGAAGGAAAGCAGAAAUUUUUUUCCUUGAGUGUUUUACACUAAAACAGUAUUUCUAAGAUUUUAAUUAGCCUUGUUACAAGCCCAAAUAUCUUUGUAUAUUCUAGAUGAAAGGCUUCAACAAUAUUGUGUUUUGUCAUCUUACUCUGGAACUUCUUUGUCAAAGCUAAACUUAUUUGGAGUACAUAUCCAUGUUUUAAAAAUGCUGAAAAUAAACAACUGUUUAAAGUGCCACCACAAAAAUCUGUUUUCAGAAUAAAGGCAGGUUUCAAUCUCUUUAUCUAUUCCAAAAUAGGUUAAAAAAUGUUAAAGGAUGUGGCCCAUAAUUGUCAAGGCAGUAAAAAUGAGCUUAUAGUAGAAAACUCUUGAAAUCCACUAGUAGGACUUGAGGCUGGCCAAGCUCAAGACUGCAAAGAGCAAUGGUUUCUUUUUGUUGGAAAGUUGUGAAGUCUGUGUCCUUCAGACCUGUAAAUCAAGAUUGCCUUCUCAGUGACAUUUAACACUUAAUCUCAAGGUGUUACUGGAUGUAGAAAUAUGUUUCAAAUUCACAGCUGUCUGCAUAGCUUUAUUAGGCUGUUCUAGCUAACUCUGAGCUGAUACACUGCAUAAAUAAAUUCAUUAAAUUGUCUAUUCUGAGUCUACGUCUACUUAAUGAAGCUACAAGCAAUGACACCCUCGCUGAACCCUUUGCUGCUGGUAGCAGUUCUUGUUUGUAGAAUAUGAGAUUUAGUAAUUUAAGUCUGUAAGCUGCCUACUUCCUCUUACUGUGUGAGCUGUCAGGCCCUUGACUGUCAUGUAUGGUCUGCUACAUCUGACUCUGUCUCAGAGAUGAGCAUGAGGAGCACAACUAUGGGCAGAUAAUUUUCUCAAGUGGAAUAACCUUUGAAAAGAGGAAUGCCUGAGCUGUGUGUGCAUACUAUUAAUUGUUUCAGUGAUGUUGCUUAAACCUUGAUUCCUGAACUGCAUUUUUGCACAGCCUAAAUUAAAAAUGUUUUGGAGAGUUUCUUUGGCAGGGGAGGAGGGAGCUAGUAAAAAAAACUGUCAUAGGAAAUAUAUCUGAAGUCUCUGUUCAUUAACUUAGAUUCCUGGACUGCAAGACCUCUGUAACAUUGUUUCUCUCUCUCUCUGUAUCUUUAAAAAUCCUAGUUAAAAGACCUUGAGACUUUGACAUUUAAGGCUCUAAAUACAUCUAAAGCCAUUUAAACUUUAAAUGUGAAGAGUCAUUGACGCUUAAGUUUCAAAUAUUUGAAAUAAUAACAAUUAGGCAGAACUCCUCAUUUUUUCCUAUACUGCCAUCCUGCUUAUAGUUGGUCUGUAGUUGCCCUGAAGAUGCAUGUGUUAUUUACAGCCAGGCAGUAAUCAGAUACCCCUGCUGUAAUGCCAUACCUUGUCUGUAGUUUUUUUUUAACUUUUAUCUGAUUAGUUGCACUCUUACAGGCUGGACUACUCUAAUUUUGCAGUAUAGGACAGGCGUACCUUGAGUUUCAGUCAGCAAUUAUCUUUUCCUUAAUCCUUCUGCAAGGCUCUAGUGUACAGGAUCCAUGUGUUACACCUGUGAGUGGCUCAGUACUUCCUCACACUGUGUUAAAAUGUAGGCAAGAUUGAUAUUUAGCCAGUUAAAGCGGGGGAGGCAUUUUUUUAUAGGUCGCUCUGGGACACAGUAGGGGUUACUGUGCCUUGUAUCUGUUCCGUGUUGAUUGGUGUCACUGAGCAUUCCUCUAACUAAUGUGCUGCUGCCACUGGGGAGAGGGAAGUGGGCUUAGACGGUCAUGUGUCUUUUAAGUAGUAUGACUUUCUAUGUCCAUACUCAGUCAGGAAUCAGUCCCCUAUGCAUGGCAAUGUGUAGGUGGUUUUCCAGUUGCCAGAUCAAAAGCUCUUGAGAUCAUUAAGGG